Messenger RNA from Sebastes umbrosus (honeycomb rockfish), 7893 nucleotides. RefSeq lists its product as uncharacterized. The transcript has 6 exons. Gene Ontology annotation, biological process: regulation of AMPA receptor activity; regulation of short-term neuronal synaptic plasticity. Lineage: Eukaryota; Metazoa; Chordata; Actinopteri; Perciformes; Sebastidae. The record is from RefSeq and is a predicted model, not a curated record. The coding region runs from base 2207 to 4678 and encodes 823 amino acids. Gene Ontology annotation, cellular component: postsynaptic density; AMPA glutamate receptor complex; dendritic spine membrane.
UCAGCGACGAGCAGCGCGGAGCUGGAGACUCAUCAGCACUAGAGUGAGGAGAGUCUCAUCAGCACCAGAGUGAGCGACCAAUCACAGAGCUCCCCCACCGGCGGACCUCCGCCAGGCCAGUCGCAGUCAGUUAGGCGGUCUAACCUGAUCUCGCUUGGAAAAUUAUGAAGGGAACCAGCUUCAGUCGAUUCUAGAUGGAGAAAAGUUCAUCUUUUUGGUGACGCGUUUUGUCAUUUCUACGCACUGCCCGGAUAGUUGCACUAGAACUUGCAACAAACGGAAUUUUCUGAUGUAGUUGCAUCGCUUUUGUCACAUGUAUCAGAAAAUCUCACAACACCUCGUCUCUCUCUCUCUCUCUCUCUCUGCUGCUGCUCCUACAGUGAUAAUGGAUUAAAAGCCUGAUGGAGACGCAUCGAUUUGCAGCACUUGUGAUUUAAAAAAAAAAAAAAAAACAGGUGUCGGAUCCAGCAACAGUUCAAGCUGUCCUGAUCAUCCUGUGCCACAAUAACAGGCUGCCAUCUGAGGAACGCUUGAGAUCCAGUGCGCAGGCUCUCUCUCUCCACAGCUCUCCAGCACCAAACCUCACAGCAACGCACAGCGGACUCGUUCCAGGUUUGUUGAAACCCCGAAGACAAUUCUGGGAAUCAAGCAGAACAUUUAGAGGCGAUAGAAGAACACUUUGUAGUCAGUUGGAGACCCAUCUGCCUUUGUGUGUUUCCUCCUCUGAACUCUCCUCAGAAGGUCAGAGGAGCAUGUAACUGAAACAAGUGGAGCCCUCAGUGAUUUCAACGUUCUGUCCCCCCCCCAUCUGUGCCUACAUUCUCCGCCACAGAUAGAGACGUUUUUGAUAAUUACAUAUAAUUAUAAUUUCUGUGGGAGACAGAUCUGCCUCUGUCUAUUAUUGCCAACACCUCCAACACAAUAACUUCACACAUUUACAUAUUUCUCAACAAAAGUGAUAUUCUUUGAACCUCGGAGACAAAUCAGGAAUAAUUUUACUUAGAGAGAGAGACAUGUCACACGGAGACGCAAUGUGCCAUCCAGUUCAUAUCUAAUUAGUGAACUUUUUGUGUGCCUAAAAGCUGAAUAGAGAGCAUUUAAAAAUCUGUGACGUUUGCCUCAUUUUGCAGUGUGUUUCACAGGCUGGGAGUCGUUUCCUUGGUUUAUGCUUACUCCUGAUUUUCAGCUGUUACAGUCUUCUAGCACUUGAGCUGAGCCUCCCUCAUUAUCACCCCCCAGCCCAAUCACAGUUACAGUCCGUGCCAGGCGACUACGGAUGCAUAUUAUUAAUCCAGCCAUAGAGAAGACGGAGAUAAAGUACACGGUGCAUAAAGACGUGACGAGUGCCUAGAACCAGUUAACAUGGAGAAACUAGGCAUCAUUAAUAGACAGUUUUCAUCUCUUAAUCCUAUUUGAUUGUUUACAAUGCAGAUAAACUCAAAAUAUAUGAAAGUAUUAUAGAUUUCAUACAUUUUUUUUCAGAAAAGAACAUCUUAAAUAAGUGCCAAUUCUGAAUGUAUGUAGUGCCAGACUGAAAUAGUCCUCCAGGAAUGAACAAAACCGAUAUAACCGUUUACAUUUGAUAAAACACUGGCCAUAGACUAUUGUUCAAGUGCCACGAUCAGCACAGGAAUGUAUAGGACUGCCAUAUUUUACUGAAAAUCCUUGCUACAAAUUUUUUACCAGCCCUUCGUGGUUACAAAAAUUAAUUCCACCCAGCAGAACGUCAGAUAUUUGUUCUUUUGUUCAGAGGGAAGAGUAGAACAGGGCAUUAAGGACUAAAAGCAUGAAGAUUGUUGUUUUCAAUUUGUCCUUUUUACAAAGCUGCAUCCAUUUUAGUGUUCUAGACUUGAGAGGGCAAACGAUGAAGUUAUUACGCAUUCAGAGUUGCUUUCUAGCAGCAAAUUAAAACCAUUUUCAUACCAUUAUCGACAAUUAUUGAAACCUACCAACUGUUUUUGAUAGAGGCAGACCUCUUCUAAUAUUACACCGUAUAAAUACUCUGACAAAACAAAAAGCAGGCUUCAGAUUUCAUCAUCCAGCAUUGCUGAAUGAGACGACUGAUACAUCAUCAAUAUCCAGUAGGUUGUACAUGCUACUUGAAUAUUUCACAUGCCAUUUUAGUGGGCUAAACUGCAAAAGCGGAUACAGCGUUGUAACUGCAUUGACUCAACAACAGAAAAUAGAUCUCUUAGUCAUGUAAAAAAUGACGCCCACCACCACUCUCCGAGUCCUCGCUGUCUCCCUGCUCUCCCUCCUUGCUGCCCCGCUCACCGCUGUUGCGGAGACCUCUCCGUCGCCCCCUCCUCAGCACACAGACCGCUCAGGGAAGCCUUUCACCGAGCAGCCCGAGGCUGACCCCAACCCCUCGCUCCUGCUCCUCGCCAUGCAGGCCAACAUCAGGCCAGCUGCUCUCCAAGGCAGGACCAAAGCCCCUGAGAAGCUUCCAGAAAUCUCAGAGGGAGUUCUGGAGACGCCUCCGAGACCCCUUCCCCAGGUCAUGUUCCCUAAGAAUGUGACCUCAUCAGAGGCCCUCGCACCUCCCUUGGGCGCCGCCCAGGUAGCGCCCAUAAAACCCCGCAUGAUGGAUAUAUGGAUAGAUGUAUGUCGGGGUUAUUAUGAUGUCAUGGGACACUUUGACAGCGCUUUCAACUGCUCCAAGGACUCCUUCAUCUUCUGCUGUGGAACCUGCCACUACCGCUUCUGCUGCCCGGAGCGCAGCCGGCAGCUGGAUCAGGAGAACUGUAAGAACUACUACUCUCCGGACUGGGCCAAGCCGCAGACAGAAACCAUGGUGCUACCAGAUGAUCCCAACGUAGACUUUGAUCCGCUGAAGCAGCAGAGCCACAACACGGGCUUCGUCAUCGGAGGCGUGAUUGUGUUCAUGGUGGCCGUCGCUGUGGGCAUCAAGGUGGUCUUCAACAAGGUGCAACAGGAAGCCAACCAAAGGGACCUCAACAUGCCCAGAGCGCUGGUUGACAUGUUGCGGCACCAGUCGAGUCCAGUCCAGCAGGAUGAGAGGAACAACAGCGUGGCUCUGCCUGUAGGGGACGGACAGGGGACACUGGGGAGACCUCCGAAAAAUCUCUACGCCCCAGGACUGCCCAGCAAGGACAACAGAUUGGGCAAUUUGCAGCACAAUUUCAUCCACUCCUCAGGCACCAGCCCCAAACACACGGCAACUAUCGAACGCACCCCUCGAAUGAACAACGCUCAGCUGGCAGCUGGGGGCACCCUGCUUUCCAGUAAACACAACAACACCAAAUCCCAGCCCGCCUUCCACCACUCCCUGCACAACCUGGCUCAGCUGCCGCCCUCCUAUGAGAGCGCCACCAAGCCGGAGCUCAACAGAUACUCCUCGCUCAAACGCCUCGAGAAAGGUCUUGAUGAGUACUCGUCUGGUUACUGCACCACCAAGCGCCGGCCUCACACGGCCCAGCCGGCCCUGCAGUCCUCUCAGCACCACCUCCACUGGGGUGGAGACUACACCCUCAGUGGGAGAGGAACCCUCCCCAGACAUGCAGUACGUCCCUGGAUCCCGCCGCCGCCUUCUGGCAUGCCUGCCUCACCCACCCCCAAUCCGUACCCUCUGGAUCCCCCUCUGGAGCCUCAGUACAACCCCAAUUACGACACUCUCUCCAAGCCGAGGAAGGUUAAACCCACCGACCCGCUGCUCAACAUGGGUGACGUCCCUGGCAACACGGGGACACUCUCCAGGAUGUCCAAGAACCAGCAACACCAGUACUACAAAGCCAUGGCUGCCUCCAACAAGAACUCCAACACGCAGACCCUCACCAGGAAGCCCCAGGACAGAGGGGACAGGCAGGACAGACAGGACAGAGGGGACAGGCAGGACAGAGGAGACAGGCAGGACAGAGGAGACAGGCAGGACAGAGGAGACAGGCAGGACAGAGGAGACUGGCAGGACAGAGGAGACAGGCAGGACAGAGGGGACAGGCAGGACAGACAGGACAGAGGGGACAGGCAGGACAGAGGGGACAGACAGGACAGAGGGGACAGGCAGGACAGAGGGGACAGGCAGGACAGAGGGGACAGAGGGGACAGGCAGGACAGAGGGGACAGGCAGGACAGAGGGGACAGGCAGGACAGGCAGGAACGGCUCCUCAUGUCUCCGGACCAUUUGGAAGAUAGGAUGGGACCCGGCGGGAUGGGGCCCGGCGGGAUGGGGCCCGGCGGGAUGGGGCCCGGCGGGAUGGGACCCGGCGGGAUGGGGCCCGGCGGAAUGGGGCCCGGCGGAAUGGGGCCCGGCGGGAUGGGGGUCGUAGAUCCAUACGCCAACACAGGAGGUGCCGUCCCCACGCUGCCUCGCCAGCAGAAGGCCCAGUCCCAGCAGAACGUCUGCGCCACGCCCUCCCUCGACCGCCACCACAUGAUCAAGAUGAACUCUCACCCCACGUCCGGACGGGAGCAGGAGAGGAGCACGGCCAUGAGCGGGGGCAUGGGCUGGGCGGGGGAGAUGCCCGGGGCGGGGGUAGUCAUGGGAACGGGAACACUAGGGGGCCACAGCGCCAGGAGGAUGGCUUUCGCAGCGAAGAGGCAGAACACCAUCGAGCAGCUACAUUUCAUACCAGGAGGAGGCGGUCAGGGGGGGUCAGCAGGAAGUGCAGGAGGGAGUCAGGGGAUCAGGACGGGGAGUAAAAAUGAGGUGACGGUGUGAGGUUUGUGCCUAAUGUAGAGUUUACCCCUCAUCAUAGGCAUGGGAAUAGAUCACCCUUCUGCAUUUAACUAUUAGAGAUACAACUACAAGAAAUACAACUAGAAGUAUAUAGCAUAGUAACAGUAUAACGUGUUUAGGCUAUUCAAAUUAGUGUUAUCUUGUAAUUAAAUAGCUUAAAUAUGAUUACUUAAUUAAAAAUUUAGGUGGGGAAUAUCUGUUCUAAUUAUGUGAUAGCCUGCAUCAGCCAUAUUUUGUAACAAAAUUUGCCAUAUUGCCAUAUACAGCGGUGCCAUUACUUGUAGAAAGACUGACGGGAAGGGUGAAACAAAAUCAACAGAAGUGUCGUUCAUAAUUUUGUUUUUAUAUAUGUUUUUCAAAAAGUACUCAGGAGCCAUAUUAGAUAGGGAACGAGAUGAUAUAUAGAUAUAGAUAUAGAUAUAUAUAGAUAUAGAUAUAUAUAUGUAUAGAUAUAUCGUCAGAAGAAUAGGACACAAGAGGUGGAUGAAGAGGAGAAGCAUGCGGGAUAUUAUAUCACUGAAUUCAAUAGAGAAUAGAGCCGACUACCUGCUGGACUGUCAACCUGCUCAGCUCUCGCCGACAAUGAUUUAUUAAACUGAACCUCAUGGGUGAGAAGCCCGGUGGACCAGACGAGUGUGAAUGAACACUGACACUCAACGUCAUCCUGACACAUGGGGAGACAGAACUGAUUUUUGUUGCUUCCUGUAUAAAUGAGCGGACAAGGUGGGGGCUGUUUCUGACUGGGACACAACAGCCUGACACCGUUGGCAGGACUCCGCGCCCGAUUUUUAAACCGUGGACCCACAUUACCGAUCUGACGCCUGGGUUGCCUAGUUUUCCAUGUGACCUUAGACCCAAACCCCCAGAGGGACUCACACUCUGAUCACUGGUGUUUCAUUACAUUAUGGGUGAGUUUCCCCUUAAGGAUCCCAUCUAUAGAUCAGGACUUAACUGUAAAAACAAUGGGCUACCUAAUAAUAUAGAGCCACCUGUCACGUUAUUACAAAAAAUAUCUUGACAUAGACGAGUCAACAUGUGUUCAGUUUACCAAUAACUUGCUUUAACGCAGGUUACGAGCGAAGAGCAAAGGUUUUUUCUACAGAGCACAAAUGAAUAGACGGUGACGCAGAGGUUGCACUUACACAACUGUCCUUCAAAGCCAUUUAUGGAGAUACAAAUAAAAUACCACAGAGGAAGCUGGUCUGACAAUCACCAUUUUAUUAUUCUCACCAGGUGACAAAUUAUACAAGUCAGUGAUAUUUUGUACAGUCAAAGGAUUGGCUUCAGAGCAAGCCAAAAAAACACACACACCCCUCUGAGUCAGGAGCGAGAGGGCGACCUGAGGCCUUUCUCCUGCGUGGCUCAAUAAGAGACUCGGAUGGUUGGGAAGCCCUCGCCAUCCUCAAGAGGAAGACCUUGCUGUAUCAUAACGCACUUCAGCCAGUAAAAAAAAAAAAGAAAAUAUAAAAAAAAAAUCUUCAUCAAUAACAACGCUUAUCAAUACUAAGGGCUAUCCUAUCCUAUAUACUGUAGUAUGUGAUAUCUGUGGUCCAUAUGAAAUACUAUCUCUUUCUCUUGAUUUUGUGUUGAUAUUGUCAUGAUGUAUUAAGUAUUAAUGUGUACAAAAAACAAGAGCCAUUUAAGCACAGUUCAAAGAGAAACAGAGACAAAAAAAACAAACUUUGCACAAAUCUAUCCCCUGAUAUUUGCACCAGAUACAAACUUUGUAUCGUGUCCUCAAGGUUUACAUUCUGUAUACGAGCACGGCUGACGGUGGGACUGAUCAAUGGAGGGUACUGUAUUGAGAGUUUUUUAUCAACAUGAAGUCAAAGGAGGAACUUGUUACUGCUUGAUUUUUUUGUUCAGUCAUGCGAACGGAUACAGAGAUGAAAUACUGAUCAACAGAAACACAGAUUUCAUUCGGACAAUCUUCCUAUACACAGUGCUCAAUGUAGUUGUUAUGAAUAUGAUGGAGUGUAUUAUUAUUAAUAAUUAUUAUAACUGUUAUGGUUAUUAUUAACAAUUAUCUUAUGAUGUGAUGUUCUUUUACUUGGUGGGAUUUAAGUGUUUAUUGUUUUUAGAUAACUAGCAUUCUCACGACUAGUUGGUUUUUUUCAUACAUCUGGUCAUAAAGUUUUUAAAAACGUUCCAGAUCUUGAUGCAUGCCAGCUCCAUUUCAUUGAGAGGCAGUUACAGAAUAUGCCUGGAUUUGAAGGUCAUCGACGCUUAUGAUAUGGCCAAUAUUUCCAGCUGUAUGUACUGUGCCUAGACAUCGGCCUUACGACUUCUUGAUCUCAAGUGAUUACUUAGGUUUCCACUCGGGUACAAAAAUAUCUAUUGAAAAAAUCUGCAGCCUUCUAAACGUAUGUGUAGACGACGGUGUUUGGGACAGAUGUGUUCGGGAGUUAUUAACCAGACUGGAGCAGCCUGACCCAAUAACAUGGGUUGUACACACUAAACCCAUGAUGCCAUAAUGUGUGUGUGUUCGGAUGAAUGUUUAUUGGAGAAAAGCGGAGGUCUAAUGGGAAGCUUUGAGCGUCUUUUUCAGGGAACUAGGACAGGUGACAUACAGUAGUAUUAGAUUUUUUUAAUAGAGCCACAAAAGGUCUGUAGCAAAGUCUGUAAUAUCUCACAAGCCAUAUAUCCAUCGAAGCUCAUCAUCACACUUUUAUAAAUGGUUAAUCUAAUUUGUGCAAGUAUUGUAUUUUGUAUAGCUAGUACAAUCAGAAUAUUUUCAGUGAUCUCUUCGACAUUAAUUUGAGGAUUCAGCAGAUUAUGUGUUAGUAUAUUUAAUGAAUUGUACAGUGCCAAACUCAUAGCAUUUUGUUGUCUUUCUAUUGUCAUAGCCUCCUACAAGACGACAGGGGAUGUUUAUUUUUCACAACUGAGAACUGACACGCAGGCAAGUAAGCUAAAAAGCUAGUUAUCAGAGAGAAAUGAAUGAAUAUGGUGUGUGUUUUUACCAUUAUGAAUUCAUUUAGAUAGAGGAUGGUUAAUGGCCACCUGAAAUGUUAACACAUUACUAACAGUAAAUUGUACGGACAGGUAGGGACCGUGUCCAGUAAUGAAAUUCAUGGAUUUAUUUUCAUGCCUAUAAAUUUCGAAACAACCCUUUUGUUAUUGUUCAAUGCAUUGAUCCCCUCGGAUACGACAGUGACUUACAAAGAAUUUGUAUAAUAAAGUUGGUGGAAAAAAAA